AUGGACUUUCUUCAGCCGAUGGAAGCAAAGAUGGAUUUGUUAAUUACAAAAGUGGAUUUGUUAACCUCAAAGGUGGAUUUGUUGGCGACCAAUGCAGAUCUACAGGAGAUUUUGACCUCACUGAAGGAAGUUGCUGAAACCAAUGGCUCUUUGACGACGAAAGCAGAGAGCAGUUCGUCUGAGGAUGAAUCAGAAGAUGAUUCUCAGGAUGACAAGGUGAUACUUUAUACUUCUGAUGAGGCAUCAAAUGUAAACUUGCUACGACAGAAGGCAGCGCCGCCUACUAGCAAGGUUGCAAGCAGUUCAGAUUUAGCAGUUAAAGAAUCUGAUGAAGAGGCUGCUGAGAAUGGAAAUAUAGCUGCACUUACUCCUCCACAAAGCAGUGUUCAAACGAUUUACGUUGAAGGAUUUGGCUCUGCCCUUCCGGAGGAUGAUAUCAAGACCGCAUUAAGUGAACAUUUUAGUACAUGUGGAGAGAUCACAAGGGUUUUUGUUCCAACAAGCAUUGUAACCGGUGCUGUCAAAGGAUUUGCUUACAUUGAUCUAAAAGAAGACACAAAGAAGGCGUUGGAACUUAAUGGUAGUGUUAUGAUUGGAAAGGAACUUGUCGUUAAGAAGGUUCUACUUAUGAGAGAUUCCUACACUGGCCAUUCUGGUAGUAAUCUUGGUUCAGGCGGCCGAUUUGGCGGUGGUCGCAGUGGAGGUUAUGGCAUGUGUAGACGCUGUUGA
This is a messenger RNA of Camelina sativa (false flax), 729 nucleotides long. NCBI's taxonomy places the organism in Eukaryota, Viridiplantae, Streptophyta, Magnoliopsida, Brassicales, Brassicaceae. The record is from RefSeq and is a predicted model, not a curated record.